Molecule: messenger RNA, 354 nt
Organism: Vicia faba (fava bean)
Lineage: Eukaryota; Viridiplantae; Streptophyta; Magnoliopsida; Fabales; Fabaceae
Source: the annotation of a GenBank genome assembly
AUGGAAAUUCAUGAUCAUGAAGAGAAACAAAAACAACAACAUGAAGAGAAACAACACAACAAUGUAACUUUAGAUUUGAAGAUAAAUAUUCCAUUGUACGAGGAAGAGCAAGAUAUUGAUUCAUUAAACGAUGGUUUCAAGACUCCAACAACCAUGGAACACAAAAUUCAAGCGAUUCUUCCACCUACACCUAGAAAGCCAAAACAACAUCGUCCAUCCAAGAAACGAAAAGGUUGUUUUCGCCAUCAACUUAUUCUAGAUCUAUCUCAAGAUAUCGAAUCCAUGAUUUCCACUCCUUUAGAUUUGGAUCUUGAUCCUGUUGAUAAGAAUCAUAAGAAGGUCAAACGUUUUUAA